Porites evermanni is the source of this 3186-nucleotide messenger RNA. The record is from the annotation of a GenBank genome assembly. NCBI's taxonomy places the organism in Eukaryota, Metazoa, Cnidaria, Anthozoa, Scleractinia, Poritidae.
AUGUUGGAAAACAUUAUAACGUCAGAUGGGCUACUAAAUGCCCCUGGCACAAGCAAUGCCUUUGAGAAUGAGGAUAAGAUGGAAGUCUCAUAUGACAUCGCUAAUGAUGUCUCAGAAUUACUUAGUAAGAUGACCAUCAAGUCCUGUCCUCUUGAUCCCGUCCCUGCUUCUGUUUUGAAGCAGUGCACAUCAGUUCUUUUGCCUGUCUUGACUCAAAUUGUAAAUCAGUCUUUAUGUCUAGCUGUUUUUCCAGACUGUUUUAAGCUUGCAUUGUUGAAUCCUCUUCUCAAAAAGCCCACACUUGAUGUUGAAGUUUUUUUUCAUAACCAUGUGAGAAUCCGGUAGCGUUUUAUAUCGUUCAAGCAGUUGAGGCACAUAAUCUAUGCAAUUUCAUUCAAACAGUAGAAAGUUAUAGCCAUUUCUGUUUCAGAGCCUCUUUUUUAUAUUGUGAAUUACAUCGUUUUUAAAUACCUAUUAACCAGCUUGAUGCAAGGUUCGAGGGUGCUACCAAAAUUGUUUACGUUCUUUGGGGUGCCCUUAAGGUAUUUGGAUGGGCAAUCUUUCCAAGAUUGUAGGCCCAGUUGCAUUGAAUUGACAAAUCUGUGUGAGCGUCCGAUCUGUAGUCUUUUUCUUGACAGUUCAUGUACAGCUCAAUGGAUUCGAAAAAAAAAGGACGAGGAUAAAGGAAAACCUCUAUCUAUGCUGUAGUCUCCCGCACCAUAACUUCAACUUGUAUGUUUCCGCUCUAACGAUAAUUUGGCUGAUGUUCCUUUGUUUUGGUUGUCCCGACUACAACAAAUCACCUCCUGUUCUCCUAAUCUGCUCUAUUGGAAAAAAAAUUCACAUCUGAUCCUUGCUAUUUUUUUCACUCUCCUCGCAUUUACUGAGUAUCUAGUAGAAUACUUCCACUCAAUUAUUUGUUAUCAAACUUCUCCACACAGCACACCUGACGAAAUAACGAGGGCUUGCCGUUCCAUUUUUGCGUUGAAGCACUAACAGGAAAAUUACAGAUUAACUAUGUAUUUGUCUUACAAAGAUUGAAUGCAUUUUAUUUAUCAUUGCAGGAAAACAGAAAGCUACUACCUCAUCAAACGGUAAUAUGAUCGAGAAAAGCUCAGGAGAAAAGGUGUGCCCAGAAUCAAUGAAACGUCACUUGUCUUCAUAUGUUUUGCUGGUUAACAGCUGACAUAAAGGCGAUCAUGUUGGGUGUAAAAAAAAGCGUUUUCCGCUGCUGGGAAAUAAACUCUUAACGUUUGUGUAAAUUUAGCGAAAUGAAGGGCUUUGUUUGACCCAAACAUGGCCAUCUUGUCAUGUGGUUGCAAACUACGAAUAUAUUAAACUCCAGGCAAAGCAAAUUCCAAUGUCUUUACCCUUAUUUGAAACCCUCUGUUCCUACUAACAAAGUUAGCUAAGUAUUCUCCAUCUGAAAAACAAGAUGUUAAUUUUUCCAUUUGCUUGAAUCAAAUCAUUCCAUGUACAUUCUUCCUUUCCAUGUACUUCCUGCUCCAGGCAAAGUAAAUUCCAAAUGUGUUACAACUGAAAAACAAUUAUUUAAGUAGUUCAUUUGCUAAAAUAUAAUCUUUCCAAGUAAAUUCUUCCUGGAUGGCUCUCAAAAUUCCAAGGUUUCAUAUAUAGAGAAUACUUCAUGGAAAGUGCUGGCGUACGGUAUUUAUGCACGAGUUAUUGACGUAUCAGAAAUCGAACGAGUGAGUGCAGCGAAUGAGUAAGAUUUCUGAUACAAAAACAGCGAUUGCGUAAAUACCGUACAAGGCACUUUCCAUGUGGUACUGUGUUUAUUAUAUACAUACUGAGACAAUCAUCAUUUUGGGGGCCUUUUUAUUUUAAAUCUUUCAAAAGUGCUAAAAUUUGCCGCUACACACUUACCGCAAAGUGACAACGAAAACAAAGUAUCAGCUUUUUAGUAAAAACGUUUGUUAAAAACAUAAAUGACGGUGAGGAUAUGAGGUAAUCCAAGAACUAUAAGUAAUCUUAACUGUUUGUUCUCAAUGCACAAUUGAAAAUGAGUGAAUUUAAGUAAAAUGGCCGGUUUCAAUUCAGAGUAGACAGACUGCAAAUUAUCUUAGUUGCUAAAAAAUAUAUCUACGUGUCGCAACUGUUCAUCAGUAGGAUGCCUAAAAUGCGUGCAAUUCCACUAUUGGUUUUGGCUCCAUUAAAUCCUAUACCAAUUGCAGAACACUUCAGGAGGAGCCACCCACCAUGUGAGCACAGUCACCAGGGGCACCCANGGGUCUCCGGAGUAUAUUAUUCAGAAGCUCCAGCGCGUUCAAAACUGCGCUGCACGCCUUGUAGCUGGGCAACCUAGGGCUGCGCACAUUCGCCCCGUCCUUAAGGAGCUACACUGGUUACCUGUGGAGCAGCGAAUUACCUUUAAAGUUUUACUGUUAACUUUUAAAGCUCUCAAUAAUCUGGCGCCUCCGUAUUUAAGUCAACUUAUAGUCCCAUAUAACCCUACAAGAAAUCUUAGGUCAGCUAGCAAACGUUUAUUAGAAGUACCGAAUGUGCGCCUGAAGAGCUAUGGGGACAGGGCCUUUUCGGUCGCUGCCCCAAAGCACUGGAAUGAUAUUCCCUUAGACAUUAAAUUAAGUGGAUCAGUUGAUGUUUUUAAAUCUAGAUUGAAAACUUAUCUUUUUAGACUUGCUUUCAAUUGACUUUUUGUUUUAGUACUAUUGUUAGUUAGUUAUUUUCUUUUUUCUUGAUUGUAAAGCAAUAUAGAGCUUUUGUAUAUACUGCUAUACAAAUUAAGUUAUUAUUAUUAUUAACGAGGAUGAUCUACUCGGCAAGUCCGAUGACGAUGAACAAAUCCCUCCGUAUCAAGUGCCUAGAAAACCUAAACAGCCUAAACAGCAACGCCAAAGCCGCGACAGGGGCCCUCAAAGGAGUACCAGCGAACCAAGGACAGAACAGUACCGAAAACGUCACCGCCACAGCCCAUCCACAGGGAACCGUAAAUGGAGCCGUAGCCUAUCCGCGGAGGACAAGAUUAGCCAAGCCGAAGGUGCGAUCAAAGCUUUAAAAAGGCACACAGACAGGGGAACUUGUCCAGAAACCCUACAAUAUAGGGCGAGGGCCAAAAUAACAGCAGACGAGGACUUCAAGAGAGAGACAAAACAAAUCCGUAAGAACGCGGAGCAAGAAACACUCAAUGCGAUUAUCCAUCAACAAUAA